CUUCGGUGCAGACGCCCAGCAGCCGGCGCGCCGCCGCCCGGCCACCCCCUGCACCUUCUCCCCUCAGCCCUGCGCUGCUGCCCCAACUCACGCUGCCCUCGGACACCGACCAGUCCGGUCGCGCUCAGCGCCCAAACUCGCAGGGCCGACGCCCAGGAGACCCCUCUACCUCUGCCGCGGCUCCUGGAGCCGAUCGCCCACCCGCCCCGGCCCGCCUGAGGACGGGGGUGCCUUCAUGCAGCCCCGACACCCCUCACCCUGCCGCCGCCGCCCCCGAGCUCCGCGCGCUGCGCCCCAGCCCCAGCAGGGCACGCAACUUUGGAAGUCCCGCGGCUCUCCGAGAGGCGGCAGAGUCCGCACUCUGGCCCCAGCUCGGGCCGCACCGGCCCCGCCGCGUCUAGGGGAAGCGAGAGAGUCGGUAAUUGCUUCGGGGAUGUAAAGAGACAGACAUAGGACCCCAAGCCAGCAUCAGCACCCCUCGGCUGCCUCCCGGGGUGGGGGCGGGCCCCGCACACGGUAAGACCUCUUGCUUUCGCUCAGGCUCGAGUCAAAGAUAUAGAUAGAGAUAUAUUUAAUUUCCUGUCAUCCUUCCGAGUCAUCAGGACACCGAUGAUUUUUGUUCUCCUUUCUUGAAGAAUAAAUCUCUUCUUUCCCCAUCGGCUCGACCUGCUCUCUCCCGCCGCUUAGAAAUAAAACUUGGCUCUGUUUAGGAGCUGGGAGCAAGAAGGCGCCGACCCAGAGCGCCCGACGCACGGGUAGGGCGCGGUUGGCAGGAGCCCGGCCCAUGGUCCGCUAGCGAUCCCCCAGCUCGGGCCCGGCCUCCUUGAGGCCCCUUCCCCAUGUGAGGCGCGGCGGGGCGAGCGGGGCGCAGGAGGAAGAGGAGGACCCACGGGCGCCGGGCCGGAAGGCAGCUGGCAGCAGGCCCAGGCGAGCGGGCAUCCGCGUUCAUGUUCCGCCAGGAGCAGCCGCUGGCCGAGGGCAGCUUUGCGCCCAUGGGGUCCCUGCAGCCGGACGCGGGCAACGCAAGCUGGAACGGGACCGAGGCGCCGGGGGGCGGCGCCCGGGCCACCCCCUACUCCCUGCAGGUGACGCUGACGCUGGUGUGCCUGGCCGGCCUGCUCAUGCUGUUCACUGUGUUCGGAAACGUGCUUGUCAUCAUUGCCGUGUUCACAAGCCGCGCGCUCAAGGCGCCCCAGAACCUCUUCCUGGUGUCUCUGGCCUCGGCCGACAUCCUGGUGGCCACGCUUGUCAUCCCUUUCUCGCUGGCCAACGAGGUCAUGGGCUACUGGUAUUUCGGCAAGGCGUGGUGUGAGAUCUACCUGGCGCUCGACGUGCUCUUCUGCACGUCGUCCAUCGUGCACCUGUGUGCCAUCAGCCUGGAUCGUUACUGGUCCAUCUCCCAGGCCAUCGAAUACAACCUGAAGCGCACUCCACGUCGCAUCAAGGCCAUCAUCUUCACCGUGUGGGUUAUCUCGGCCGUUAUCUCCUUUCCGCCGCUCAUCUCCUUCGAGAAGAAGAAACGCGGCAGUGGCCAGCAGCCGGCCGAACCGCGCUGCGAGAUCAACGACCAGAAGUGGUACGUCAUCUCGUCCUGCAUCGGCUCUUUCUUCGCACCCUGCCUCAUCAUGAUCCUGGUCUAUGUUCGCAUCUACCAGAUCGCCAAGCGCCGCACCCGAGUGCCUCCCAGCCGCCGGGGUCCCGUGGCCGCCGCCGCGCUGCCGGGGGGCGCUGAGCGCAGGCCCAACGGCCUGGGCCCAGAGCGUGGCGUUGGCCCCGUGGGCGCCGAGGCCGAGCCGCUGCCCGUCCAGCUCAACGGUGCCCCGGGGGAGCCCGUGCCUGCGGGGCCGCGCGACGCAGACGCGCUGGACCUGGAGGAGAGCUCGUCGUCUGAGCACGCCGAGCGGCCCCCCGGGCCCCGCAGGUCCGAGCGCGGCUCCCGGGCCAAGGGCAAGACCCGGGCGAGCCAGGUGAAGCCCGGGGACAGCCUACCGCGGCGCGCACCAGGGUCGACGGCGGCGACGGGGUCGGGGGUGCCCGUGGCCGGGCCCGGGGAGGAGCGCGGCGGGGGCGCCAAGGCGUCGCGCUGGCGCGGGCGGCAGAACCGGGAGAAGCGCUUCACCUUCGUGCUGGCGGUGGUCAUCGGCGUGUUCGUGGUGUGCUGGUUCCCCUUCUUCUUCACCUACACGCUCACGGCCGUCGGCUGCUCCGUGCCGCGCACGCUCUUCAAGUUCUUCUUCUGGUUCGGCUACUGCAACAGCUCGCUGAACCCGGUCAUCUACACCAUCUUCAAUCACGACUUCCGCCGCGCCUUCAAGAAGAUCCUCUGCCGAGGGGACAGAAAGCGGAUCGUGUGAGCGCGGAGUCCGCGCCGCGCGAACAGACUCGCGCCCACCGCAGGCAGCUGGGAUCGAGGGGCGCGUUUAUGCAGCCCCAGCACUCCGAAGCCGGGGUCCUGCCUAUUCUGAGUUUUCUGGCCCGAGGGUUGCUCUGCGGGCGUCCUGCCGGCAUCUGUACUCCCCUACCAGAGAAAGUCCUGACAAGGGGGAGGGUCCCCAAUUGCUGUUAGGACCGCUCCUCACACGGAGCGAUCUUCCUGGAUUCUUGGGCCUCCGCAAAGCAGUAUUGUUUCCUAAAGGUAUUUUCACCUCCCAAGGUCCAGUUCUCAUGGUAGUUCAGAGCAAGCAGUUGAUCCCAGCGGGCAUGGCUCACAAAAGGUUAAUGGAUGGGGGUUUCCCAGCCCUGGCUAAUUGCUCUCCCCUCCCCCCAACUCUAUUUUUAAACAAACGCUCAGGGCAGCCCUGCCCGCCCUCCCAACCACCCCCUGUAAAUACACACUAUUUUUGAUAGUACAUGGGGGUUGGGGGGUGGUCCCCAAUGUCUUUUGGCUUUUGAGGUCGGAAUCCUGGCUGUUGGAGAUGCCCUCCAGGCAGACAGAUGGUGUCUAGUUCAGGGCAAGCCUCUUUGCAAUUCGAUCCCUUUUCUACUGUCAUUACCUCCCUCUGUGUCCUUUUCACCAGCAACUGGUGACUGUCCCUUGGGACUGGACCUGCUUUGAGAUUUCCUGAGGGGGGAAAGAUUUCUGUCCACUUUUCCCCCUGUGCCUAACAGCAUAAUUGCCUUUUCCUAUGUAAAUAUUACAAUGAUGGACCAAGAAAGAAGUAAAUGAAACUCUCUGCCUUGCAGCAGCCCUGUGUAUAAAGCCAUUAUCCUCUGAUGCAUUCUUCGCCCCAGCACCUCACUUUAAAACCUCUUUCCAGUGUCCCCUCCCUCCUUUCCUCUGGGGCCACUGCUUGAAGUAUAUGUAUGUUUCCAUCUUUUAUGUAUGUGCACUCCUCCCUCCCCCAAAGUGCUGACUGUGGGAAAUCUUUUACCUGCUGUUUUUAGACACAGAGAAGUGGAAAUUAUGUGGAAGAAGCAAACCUGAUACAAUUUGCCCAAGGUAAACAGUUUGAAAAGACAAAUGGGCCUGCCAGAAUGUACAGUUCCUGCCCCAAGAGCUCUUACAUAUCAAAGUGUUGUCCAUUUUUCCUCCCUUUUUUUCUGGUUGAGCUCAAGUCAUUGCUGAACUCCCAGAGUUUAGGGAGGAGGGUGGAGACUUUGUUUACAUUCAAGUUUCCACAUGUUUUAGACAAAGACUCUUUCAGGCCUGCACUCUUAUUUCACUAAAGAAAAACUAAUGUCAGCGGAUUUUUUUUUUAAUAAAAAGUUUACAGAGCAAAUGUGAAAUAAAUAUGAA
Molecule: messenger RNA, 3736 nt
Organism: Camelus dromedarius (Arabian camel)
Lineage: Eukaryota; Metazoa; Chordata; Mammalia; Artiodactyla; Camelidae
Gene: ADRA2A
Product: adrenoceptor alpha 2A
Exons: 1
Coding region: 948-2354 (468 amino acids)
Biological process (GO): regulation of vasoconstriction; regulation of smooth muscle contraction; adenylate cyclase-activating adrenergic receptor signaling pathway
Cellular component (GO): plasma membrane
Molecular function (GO): alpha2-adrenergic receptor activity; epinephrine binding
Source: RefSeq, a predicted model, not a curated record